AUGCCUCAAGUCUUCCUAACUGGCGCAACAGGCUACAUUGGAGGCCAAGUCCUCCACGCCCUAUCAACAACUCACCCUGACUAUGAAGUCGCAGCGCUGGUCAGAGACGAGGCGAAAGCCGCAGCCGUGACCAAAGCAUACCCCAAAAUCCGUAUUGUCCUUGGAGACUUGGACCAAGUCGAGCUCAUCGAAAGCGAAGCCAAAAAGGCCAAUGUCGUUGUGCACGCCGCUAGCAACAAGCAUCUAGAAAGCGUGAAAGCAAUUUCCAGAGGACUCGAAGGACGCCAGGAUGCAUACUACAUCCAAGUGACAGGCGCCAGCGUCCUCGCCGGCCCCGAGAUCGACUCCAACACAUACGGCGAACCCUCAGAUAGAAUCUUCGACGACCUAGAUAACAUCGGCGACCUUCGAAAAAUCAUCCGCGAUUACAGGAACCGCCGCGUCGUGGAUAACUUCAUCCUUGACCUUGGUGAUAAGGGUCCCAAGACGGCGAUUAUCUUCCCGCCUAUUAUCUUUGGACGGGGUGAGGGACCGGUGAAUCGACGCAGUGUGCAGAUUCCUGCUAUCGCUCGCGCGACGCUGAAGCAGAAGUCUGGUUUGUAUCUCGGUAAGGGGCUGAGUCGUUGGGGCGCGAUCCAUAUUUCGGACCUCGGACAGUUGUUUGUGAAGCUCGUUGAGGCGGGAGCUACGAGUUCCCCGGCGGCAGUGUGGAAUGAGAACGGGCUAUUCUUUGCUGAGAAUGGGUUCGAGGCAUUCAAAGACAUCGGAGAGCAGGUGGCCAGGGCCGCGCACAGUCUUGGGUACAUUCCAUCAAGCGAGACUCGUUCAAUCAGCCUAGAAGAGUCUAACUCGGUGAUUAAUGGAGGCGCGGUGUUCUUGGGCUCAAAUGGUCAGGGUCGGGCCCUGCGAUCUCGGAAGCUCUUGGGCUGGGAGCCGACGAAGGGGAAGUUGGAACAGUACAUACAGGAGACUGUCGCUGACGAGUCAGAACUUCUCUGA
Aspergillus puulaauensis is the source of this 999-nucleotide messenger RNA. RefSeq lists its product as uncharacterized. The transcript is spliced from 5 exons. Bases 1 to 999 code for a protein of 332 amino acids. The record is from RefSeq and is a predicted model, not a curated record. Lineage: Eukaryota; Fungi; Ascomycota; Eurotiomycetes; Eurotiales; Aspergillaceae.